Molecule: messenger RNA, 2637 nt
Organism: Peniophora sp. CBMAI 1063
Lineage: Eukaryota; Fungi; Basidiomycota; Agaricomycetes; Russulales; Peniophoraceae
Source: the annotation of a GenBank genome assembly
AUGUUCUCUGUGAAGCCUCAGUACCACUCUGUUGCUGGCAAGGGCACUACUGUGCAGGAUAUUACGCCUGAGCUCCUAGCUAGGGAGUUGAACAGUUGGUGUGACAAACAUCCUGACAAGAGUAUCUUACCGCAAAUCCUACUUUCGCGUGUCUGUGAGGCUUUGGCGCAUCUUGAGACGGUUGUAUCUAAGCAUCCUUUAACGGAUGAUGCGGCAAAGUAUCUGUAUAGGCUCCUUAGGGAGGAAAUUGAUCUGGCGUGGAAGGCCAAUCGUAGCAACACACGCUUCGUUGAGUGGUGCAGCACCAUCAACAACAUGAUCACAAACACGGCAAAGGCGGUUCAGAUGGAUGUUUGGAAGUCGGUCUUGUCUGGCGGACCUCCGGCGGACUUGGAGCAUGUAGCUCCGCCGGAUCGGGCUUGGUUGGGUCCGGAUCAGUGGUGGGCUGGAUACGUUGCGUACAUGACGAAGGAGGAAGGCCUCGUCAUCAUCAAGUAUCCUACGCGCCUCAACAUUGUCGCUCAUUUUGAGGCUCUCGACAACCCUGAGCCGUCCACAAGCCCCAACGAGGACGAGCCUCCAUCUGAUACGCGUGCCAGCCGCAACAGGAAGGGCAAGGGCCGCGCUGCGCCAUCUCAACGUCCCCGCGGAGGUUCCACCUCCGCCGGACCUGCGACCUCCGCCGGACCUGCACCUCCGCCGCCCAGGCGCGCCAAAGUCAAGCCCGGGCACGGUAACAAGGCUCUCAUUGCCCGUCCAAAGACUAGGGCUACGCGGCGUACGACUGACGAGUCCGACGACGCGCAUGAACGCGCCGACAGCGACUCAUCCUACCACGAUUCUGACGACGCACCGCGCACAUCCGCACCCAAGCAACCCGCGCCCAAUCCCCGCUCUCGCAGCCGCCUUCCAGCCGAGAUUACUGAGGCAGAAGUACCCGCAAACCAGUCCACCCCCUUUGGCGUACCGUCUGUCAUCAAGAGCGACACGUUGAACUUCAAGACUCUGCGUGAAGAGCUGUAUGCUCGCGGUGAAGACGGCCUGCUCAAUCCCUCGAACGUCUGGAGCUUCCCGGAGAUGCACGGGAUUGAUUCUAAGCGUGACAGACUCCUAAAGCAUAAGUGCAGGCACUGCAGCUCGUCAGGCUUCUCAUGCAUCUGGCGAGGUCACAAAACAUGCUGGGAGUGCUUCGUUUCGCACCUGCGCUGCAAGGAUGGCAGUCCUCCGGCCGUUCCUGAGGGCAAGAGACCGUCGAUGUAUCACCCCAAGGUCGACGUGCGGAUCAACUUCGUCAAGAUGCUUCUUGCGGCCGGGUACAUAACAUACGGGCAGCGCUGGCUGUGGUUUAAUGAGAAGUAUCACGUCUGGGGUACGAAGGAGCAGCCUACGGUUCCGCAGGCUGAGCAGUUUGCUGCGAUCGAUCCUGACAAUCCGAACGCCAUUGCUCUUGAUGUUGACGACGAUGAGAAUGUCCUCCCACCUUCGGAUCCAGAGAAUGCCGUCCAGCUGGCGGUAGAUGCGGUCAUGGGCGAGGGAAGUGAGUCUCUGCCUGACGCUGAUGACAGCUCGCGCAAGCGUCGUCGCAACUCAUCUGGCGCGACACCAGCUUCAGCAUCCACGCAAGGCCGUCCAGUGAAGAGUGCGCGCACUGCAACUUCAUCCCAAGCCAAUGCACCACCGCGCGCUGCGUCCACGUCUCGCAUAUUCGUCAAUGCGCCAGGUCCGCAUGACCAUCGCAGCCGCACCGUUCAGCCUGGUGGUUUUCCGCCGCGCGCGGAUCCUACUCCAGCAUUGGACGUGCCCGUGGGAGACGGACUGCUAUCGCAGUUUAUUCAGUCGCAGCGCGAGAUGUUGGAUGGGCAGCGCAGCAUGCAGGGCUCGGUUCAGGUUCUGAUUAGCAGCCUUCAGGCAAUGCUAGGCCAGAACCGUGUCGAUGCGGCUGUCCAGACAGUGGAGACUGCUGAGGUUGAACCCGGAUCUCCGGCGGGGAUGCGAUCCCCGGCGGGGAUGCCAUCUCCUGCGGGGAUGCAAUCUCCGCCGGGCUCUGCUCAUCUCCGCGUGCCUUCCUUACCUCCGGCGGGUAUGACUCGCUCUUCAAGGUCCUCUCCAGCUCUCACUGGGCUGCCACGCUCAGCAACUUCGUCUCCCGGACCCUCAGGACUUCCACGCUCACCGACAUCAUCGCGUCAGCCGUCUGAGCCGCGCACAGAGAGCUCAAAAGCCCCCGCUAUCUCUUCUGGCACUGCCAAGGACGACCAUCCGAUGCAAGAGGUCGCUUUUCCUGCUCAUGAAGACGAUCUUGCACUUCCGCCCGACCCAGCUCCUGUCUUACCGCCUGCACCACUCGUUGACAACACUGUCACACUUCCGCCGGACGCUGGGAAUGUGGAGGGAUCUGUCAAGCCGAGCUCGCAUGCAGAGCCUGAGAUGAGCGAGGGCGAUGACGCCAUGUUCCAGUUCAUCAACCCGGACGCUCUGGCCGACGUCACCAUGGAUGAGAUGCCUCUUCCAGGUGAGCAUGAUGGGGUUGCGGAUGGAGAAGGUCAGGCGGAGAGCCGUGCAGAGGAUGCUGGCAAUGCAGGGAUUGCGUCCGAUGCUGUCCAUGGAAAUGCGGCUGACGAUCUUGCUCUCCCUUGA